Messenger RNA from Maudiozyma saulgeensis, 1302 nucleotides. The record is from the annotation of a GenBank genome assembly. Lineage: Eukaryota; Fungi; Ascomycota; Saccharomycetes; Saccharomycetales; Saccharomycetaceae.
AUGGAUGAAAUAAUAAUGCAGGACAGAGGUAGUACCUCUGCAUAUAAUAUAAAUGCUUAUGAAAGUGACACUCGAUUAGGGUUGGUAGGAGGAGUAGAUAACUCUACAGUGACAAGGAUUCGUUCGCGAAGUCUUUCUAAUCCAAAUGAAUAUACUGAGAAAUACUUGUUAUUAGAUCCAGGUAAUCAUCCAUCAUCACAUUUUAAAGACAAGAUGUCACCUCUUAGAUUUAACAUACGUCAAUAUUUUAUAAAAUUUGUUGAUAAUCAAUCAUCAAGUUUAGCUAAAUGGCAAACAAAACAUCGAUCCCCAAUUAAUGAUAUAUUUUUCUCAUAUUCUGCAUUAUUAGGAUCUCAUACAUUUUAUGUCUUAUGUUUACCAUUGCCAUGUUAUUUUGGUUUAUUUGAAUUUACAAGAGAUACAGUAUAUAUUAUUGGUUAUUCCAUAUAUCUUUCGGGUUUACUCAAAGAUUAUUUAUGUCUUCCAAGACCUAGAUCUCCACCGGUACAUAGAAUUACAUUAAGUGAAUAUACAGCAAAGGAAUAUGGAGCACCAAGUUCACAUACUGCAAAUGCUAUUGGUGUAAGUUUAUUAAUUUUACAAUGGGCAUUCACUAGCAAUACUGUGACAUUAAAUCAAAAGAUUAUAUUAACAAUUCUGGCCAUAGUUUAUUGUUUAACCCUUACUAUAGGUAGAAUAUAUUGUGGCAUGCAUGGUUUAUUUGAUUUAGUGAGUGGUGCUCUUGUUGGAUUGAUUUGUUUCUUAAUAAGAAUGAUUUUGAAAUACACAUUUAUUAAUUUCAAUUGUGGAAGAUAUUUUUGGUAUCCCAUAAUAUCUGUUUGUUGGGGUUUAACCAUUUUAUUUAAUCAUCCUUCACCAAUUGAUGUAUGUCCUUGUUUUUAUGAUAGUGUUGCAUUUGUUGGUGUAAUUAGCGGUAUUGAGUUAUGUGAUUGGUUUAUUAAAUUUUUUGGAUUUUCAUUAGUUUAUUCAUUUGAUUUUACAACAAAUAUAUUAAUAAUGAUUAGAAGAUUAAUUGUUGGUAUAUUGGUUACAGUAAUAUGGAAAUAUUUAAUUGGUAAACCAUUAAUAAAUUUUUUUUUAUUGAAAAUUCUUAAAUUUAUUGAUGAUAGAGAUCUUGAUGAACAUGAUGAACCUUUGCCUGAAGAUCAUGAAUGCAAACUAUUUAAAGGCAAUUCAAAUGUUAAUAUUGUCGGUAGAUUUUUAAUAUAUGCUGGAGUUCCAAUGAGUGUCCUGUUGUUAAGUCCACCUGCAAUAACAUUUGUAGCUAAUUAUAUAUACUAA